UAGGCACUAACCCUGCAGCUAGCCAAUGGCGGCGUCGGCGCUUCACGCGGCGGCGGUCGCCGCCGUCCUCCUCCUCCUCCCUUCCCUCCUCGCGGCCGUCGCGGCGCAGUCCAAGGCCAAGGCCUUCUGCAUCAGCCAGUUCGCCAUCGCCAGCCAGGCCUGCUCCAUCCUGCCGCCGAGCCCCCCCGAAGAGCACGACGACGACGACGACGACGACGAUGACGAUGACGAGGACCACCACGACGGUAGUGAUGACGACGACAACGACGGCGGCGGCGGCGACGACGAAGGCGGCGGGGACCACCGUGAGCGCCACCACCACCGCCACGCCCGUGGCCGCCGUGGCCACGCCGCCGUGAUCGACUUCUCGGCGCUCGUGGCCUCGAGCAACGACAGCAUGAACGGCACCGUCACGGGUAACGGUGCGGGCGGCCACCGCGGCAACCACACCAGCGGCGGCGGCGGCCGCGGACGCCGCCGCGGCCGUGGCAGGCGCGGCCGUCUGCGCGAUGACGAGGACGACCACGGAGGCGACGACGACCACGAUGACGACGACCACCACGACGACGAUGACGAAGACGACGACGAGCACCACGACGAGGAGCUCCGGGCGUACCGCGACUGCUGCCGGUGGCUGCAGGAGGUGUCCAAGGACUGCGUGUGCGACGCGCUGCUGCGGCUGCCGCCGUUCCUGGUGAAGCCGCAGCACACGUACGUGGUGAGGGUCGGCAGGACGUGCCGGAUCACCUACCGCUGCGGCGGCAUCUAGCCCUCCGGCCGUCGCCGCCGGCGAGCGCAACUCGUGGUUGAUUACCAAGCUUGGCUGACGUCACUCGCGCUAUGCAUGUUAAUUUGGGCAUUUAUAUUAUGUCAGGUAGAUAUAUGAAAUAUGAUGAGGUCCUUGCUUAAUUAUCAGGUAGAUUUCAAAAUCUGAACUUCGGAUUUUAUGUUGCAUUGAAAUUUUGGGUUUCAUAAUUUGAGAAAAAAAAUCAAAUGUAAUUUCAAUUUACUAAUCUAAAUUCUGAUAAUUGUAUUAGCCAA
Molecule: messenger RNA, 1041 nt
Organism: Oryza brachyantha (malo sina)
Lineage: Eukaryota; Viridiplantae; Streptophyta; Magnoliopsida; Poales; Poaceae
Product: putative carbonic anhydrase 2
Exons: 1
Coding region: 26-769 (247 amino acids)
Source: RefSeq, a predicted model, not a curated record